AUGGAGCGUAGACAAGUACCUGAUCACAUCCUUUUACCACCUUAUGCCAAACUUGGUGCUUCUUCCACCUGGUCUCCUGAUAUCCCAGUGAAUACAGAGAUAGACAUUAUACAUAUGCGAAAAGCAGGCAAGCUUGCAAAAGAGAUCCUAGAGAUGGGUUCUACAUUAUGUAAACCAGGAGUCACUACGGAUAGCAUCGAUAGGGCUCUUCAUGAGGCCAUUAUUAAAAACAAUGCAUACCCGUCUCCAUUAAACUAUAAUGGAUUUCCCAAGAGUGUUUGCACAUCAAUUAACAAUGUGAUCGCACAUGGAAUACCGGAUGAUAGAGAGCUAAAAGACAGCGAUAUUAUUAAUGUGGAUGUUACUGUCUACUUGAAUGGAUAUCAUGGUGAUACCUCUGCCACUUUUUUAGUCGGAAAAAAUGUGGAUGAGCAAGGUAAGGCGCUAGUUGAAUGCACAAAAGAGUGCUUGGAUAUGGCCAUCAAAGCGUGUGGACCAAAAGUGCCUUAUAAAGAGAUUGGCCGUAUCAUCAGUGACUAUGCAGCAAAACACGGUUAUUCUGUAUCAGAUGAGUUGUCUGGACAUGGCAUUGGCAAGGAAUUUCACUGCUACCCUUUGAUUUUACAUCAUGUGAAUGAAGAAGAAGGCUUAAUGAAUCCUGGCACUAUUUUUACUAUUGAGCCAAUGUUAUGUCAGGGAUCUGCUUCCGGUAUUAUGUGGCCAGAUCAAUGGACCAUAUCUACUAUAGAUGGUGGUAGAAGCGCACAAUUUGAACAUACAAUUCUUAUCACAGACGACGGUGUAGAAGUAUUGACAGCAUAA
Rhizopus microsporus ATCC 52813 is the source of this 822-nucleotide messenger RNA. RefSeq names its product methionine aminopeptidase. Bases 1 to 822 code for a protein of 273 amino acids. Gene Ontology annotation, biological process: proteolysis. Lineage: Eukaryota; Fungi; Mucoromycota; Mucoromycetes; Mucorales; Rhizopodaceae. The transcript has 7 exons. The record is from RefSeq and is a predicted model, not a curated record. Gene Ontology annotation, molecular function: metalloaminopeptidase activity.